ACACGCAACCAGAUGAGGCGGGUGAACAGUUGAUGCAAUGGCGCUAAUGGAAGAACUUUUAAAAACUAUUAGGCGUUCAGAUACAAAGAAGAACAAAAGAAGAAUAAUUAGAUGGAUGCAGAAACGUGGUAUCAUGAAGAGGACGAUGAAGUGCGCAAAAUGCAAUCGAAGGAUGCAUCUGGUGACAUGCCAUGUCAAGGAUGGGCUGUGGUGGGUCUGUAAGCAUCAUAAAAGUUCCCCACGAUCUGUACGCAGUGGCUCAAUAUUCAGCAAAUCUCACAUCCCUUUGACAAAAUGGCUUGAGUUCAUGCACAGAUUUGCACAAGGUUUGCAGUUGAAGCAACUUGCCAUGAUCACUGAGGGGAUAGCAGCAAGCUCCAGGACAUUGACAAAAAUGGCGAAAGUACUCAGAAAGGUGUGCAUUGCUGCCCUCAAGCGUCUGAGGAAAAGAGGAAUGAGGAUUGGUGGUCGUCAUCGAUUUGUUGUUAUUGACAAGAGCAAAUUUGCCCACAAACGAAAGUACCAUCGUGGUCGAUGUGGCAACACUUGGCGCCGUGAACGGCAGUGGGUCUUCGGGAUGCUGGAGGUUGACGGGAAUUCCAGAAGACCCAUUCUGAGACUUGUCAGGGAUUGCACAAGACAAACCCUUAUAGGCCAAAUUAGACGCUAUAUAAGACCCAGAACGUCCAUUCUCACUGAUGAAUGGCGUGCCUACAAGGGGCAACUUGCUCAGUAUGGAUAUGGUCAGUAUUCUAUCUGCCAUAAAAAAAACUUUGUUGACCGAGAGACUGGUGCUCAUACUCAGCAUAUUGAGCGUGCAUGGCAGAACUACAAGCUGGAAGUAUGGCGCCAUAGAG
Epinephelus lanceolatus (giant grouper) is the source of this 857-nucleotide messenger RNA. The record is from RefSeq and is a predicted model, not a curated record. Lineage: Eukaryota; Metazoa; Chordata; Actinopteri; Perciformes; Serranidae.